UUUUCAAAUAUUAUAAUGAUAUAUUACAUAUUGGCAAUACACUUUGCAUGAAAAUAACUCGGCUUUUGUCGUCCUGAUUUGUCACAGAGGAACUUGACGAUUCCUCAUUAAUAUCUUCUUUCGUCUUGUAAUUUGUUGAUAUAUAUUAAAAGAUAAAAUGUGGCUAUGGGACUAUUUCACUGGUGCACUAAAAUACCUUGGCUUAAUGGGAAAGUCUGGUAAACUUGUAUUUCUUGGUUUGGAUAAUGCUGGGAAAACAACACUACUGCACAUGUUAAAAGAUAAUAGAAUGGGUCAACAUGUUCCUACUUUGCAUCCAACUGCUGAAGAAUUAACUAUGGGAGGAAUGAAAUUUACAACAUUUGAUCUUGGUGGUCACAAACAAGCAAGAAGAGUUUGGAAGACAUAUUUUCCUGCUGUUGAUGGUAUUGUAUUUAUAAUUGAUGUUGCUGACACACAAAGGUUUCCUGAAUCAAAAGCAGAAUUUGAUAGUUUGAUUAGUGAUGAACAACUUGCUUCUGCCCCAAUUUUAAUUCUUGGAAAUAAAAUAGAUCAUCCAGAUGCUGUAAGUGAAGAUUAUGUACGGCAAUAUUUUGGUUUAUAUGGCAUCACAACCGGAAGGAAUUCUACAGCGAAAGAUGUCAAUUCUCGUCCAAUUGAACUAUUUAUGUCUUCUGUUUUAAAGAGACAAGGAUACGGCGAAGGAUUUCGUUGGCUAUCUGGUUUCAUAAACUAAUUGCAUAUCGCUUUAACGAAUGGUGCAUAACAACAUUCCCCGAAUUUGGAGUUGGCCAGGAUUGUGGUGGCAAAUAGAAUUCGAAUAGCUGUGUAAAGCUCUAUUGGAAGAUUCAUGUUAAAGUUCUGGAUUGUUUCAUAUUUUAGACUUUCAUAUUGUUAUUCUCAUAGAAAAUUAUAUAAUGGUUUUUUGAAAUUUUUGAAUUUUUUUUUUCUUUCAAAAUGCUCUUUAGUUGCAAUAAUUAUUGAGUAUUAGUUAUACUUUGUAAUUUGGAAAUAAUGGUCUUUUAAUGAUGCGUGAGUUGUGUAAGAUGCGAGAGUCUUGUAUUUUUUUAGUUUAAAUUGGUAAGUGUUGUUUAUUUGUAAUUUGUUAAGAAAUGUAACUUUAAUGUCUUUUUAGCUUUUGUUUAUAUUGAAUAAUAAAUGCAUUUGAUGUU
Messenger RNA from Hydra vulgaris (swiftwater hydra), 1172 nucleotides. RefSeq names its product small COPII coat GTPase SAR1B. Gene Ontology annotation, cellular component: COPII vesicle coat; endoplasmic reticulum exit site. Gene Ontology annotation, molecular function: GTP binding; GTPase activity. Lineage: Eukaryota; Metazoa; Cnidaria; Hydrozoa; Anthoathecata; Hydridae. Gene Ontology annotation, biological process: endoplasmic reticulum to Golgi vesicle-mediated transport; vesicle organization; membrane organization. The record is from RefSeq and is a predicted model, not a curated record.